AACUUAGGGAGAAAAACACACACGGAUGUGCGAAGUGCAGUUAGUUUGGAUGUUACAAAAUACAGUUGUUUAUAGCCAAAAAUUGUAUAUAGUAGAAUUAUUUUGUAAAUAGAAACAAAUAUUUUAUACAAGGAUAUUUUUCUUAAUAUUUAUAUAAAAAUGAACAAAUUCGAAGCUCUUAAACUGGAUGAUUCCAAUAAUGAAGACAGUACAGAUGAUAAAGAAGAUGAAGACGGAGAUAGUACCAARAAGAAAAAUGGAACAAAUUUCGAUGCAGAUACAGCAGAUGAGGAAGAAUGGAAAACCUAUCAGGCUGAGCUUGAAGCCAARGUAGUCAAACCAAACCCAGGGGAAAACCCAUUACAGUGCCCAUAUGURUUUUGGUUUUCUCGGAGACCACCAGGAAAAGUCCAGUCUUCUAGCAAUUAUGAAAAUAAUAUCAAAAUUGUUGGAAAGUUUGCAUCUGUUGAACAGUUUUGGUCAUUCUACAGUUUCAUGGUUAUGCCAGGAGAGUUGACAGGACAUAGUGACAUUCAUCUCUUUAAGGAUGGAAUCAAGCCAAUUUGGGAGGAUGAAGCAAACAAGUGUGGUGGGAAAUGGAUUGUUAGACUGAAAAAAGGAUUGGCAUCACGUUGCUGGGAAAACUUAGUUUUAGCCAUGCUGGGUGAACAGUUUAUGGUGGGUUCUGAGGUCUGUGGUGCUGUUAUCUCAGUMAGGUUUCAGGAGGAUAUCAUAUCAAUUUGGAACAGAAAUGCAGCAGAUCAGGCAACCACAACACGAAUAAGAGACACACUAAAGAGAGUACUCAACCUUCCACCUAACACAAUAAUGGAAUACAAAGCACAUCAGGACAGUAUUAAGGAUAACUCAAGCUUCAGAAAUACUGAUGUAUUUGUUAGAUGAACUGGAGUUUUAUUGACAAGUUUUGUCAGUGUCUCAUAAUCAAAUGGAUUGAAAAUCCUUAGCAAUGCUCUCAUUUUCUACAAAAUGUAUUAAUUGGAUGUUAGACAGAUCUACAUAUAAUCACUAUUAAUACUGGAAAGUUCAUAUUUCUUAUAUUAUAUCUUUCAUAACUUCUCAUCAUGUUUUUUUUUUCAGAAUUAUACUGUUACCGCAAAUAGUUAUUGAAGUCUUUUUUACAAAGUUGUUGAAAUCAAAAGUAAUCAUUACACGUGUCAUUUUGAUACUCAAAACUUCAAAAUAUGGUAUAAUGAUAUUGUAUUUUUGAUUUCAACAAUCUUUGUGAAAGUGACUAGUUUAUUAGUGGUCUUCAUAAACCUGUGAAUAAUAAUUUCUAAUAGCUGUGGCAGCAUAGUACAAAAGAUGAUAUGAAUUAUGCUGAAGUGUAUUUGAACUAUCUAUUUCCACAAUACUUUCACAGGUUUAACUGCCACUGCUACACAACUAGACUGAACAAAAUUCUUGAAAAGCAAUAUUAGUGGUAGUCUGCUGUCAAUCAACAUUUUCCAGCAAACGGGUGACAGUUGUUGCCAAAGAACUUCAGUUGAUUUCUUAUAAUUGCAUUGUAAAGUUUUUUUUGGACUGGUCACAGCUGUAACACURAAUUUCAUGGUUUUCUGGAAACUWUUCUGGUACGUUAUCACUAUUGUUAUUCACCGGAGCUCUAUGGUGUUUCACUUGACUCAUUGUAAUAAUGUUUCAACAUUUGCUUGACAUUCAGUUGCUAAGGCUUUUCUUCCAAUCAAUAAAGAUAUGAAAUGUUGUACCUUA
Molecule: messenger RNA, 1731 nt
Organism: Exaiptasia diaphana
Lineage: Eukaryota; Metazoa; Cnidaria; Anthozoa; Actiniaria; Aiptasiidae
Product: eukaryotic translation initiation factor 4E type 2
Exons: 10
Coding region: 160-903 (247 amino acids)
Biological process (GO): translational initiation
Cellular component (GO): eukaryotic translation initiation factor 4F complex; cytoplasm
Molecular function (GO): RNA 7-methylguanosine cap binding; translation initiation factor activity
Source: RefSeq, a predicted model, not a curated record